GAUCUUCGGCCACACGCCCCACGCAGCAUCAGCACCAGCGCAUCCUUUCUUUUCCUGAAGACGCGGUGAAAAGGACGAGGCCUUCGUGAGGACACAAACAAACAAACAAACAAUCAGAGAAACAAACAAGCACUCGUGGAUGUUGUUGUCGUCCCGAGGUCGGUCCUCGUGGUUCGUUAUGUCUGUGAGUUUCCUGUCGUCAUGGCCGCUACUGAACGCUGCUGCCUGCCGCCGCCGCUGCUCCUUCUCCUGUCGUCGCUGCUUCUGAUCUCCUGCCUGGAUGAGGCAGUGAGGGCGGCGGAGGGCGGCGGCCUGCCCUCCUCUGCGCCCGGGGACAAUGGAGUCCUCGCGGCGGUCACGGAACCGACCUUCCCGGGACGAUUCCCCAGCGCGUCGGCUUUGAUAGAAGAUUCCCACUUUGUUCUGAAAGUCCUGGUGAGGGAUCUGGUGACCCGUCAGCCGCUGCCGGGCGCGUCGGUGGACGUUUACAUGAACCACACACUCAGGAGUUCGGUCCGAACGGGGUCCAAAGGCGAGGUUCUGCUCUGGGUGGCGUACAGUCCGGGCCUCAGUCUGACCCUGCUGGGCAACAUGGAAGGCUACGUGCCCAGUCCGCUGCCCUGGAGCGCCACCAAACGGCCAAUUUUCUCCGCGGUGACGUUGCUGCUGCUCCCUCACAGUCAGGGCAACGUGUGGCUGUUUGACGACUCGGUGUUCAUCACCAGGAAGCUCCCGGACAGUUCAUUGCAGCCGAAGGUCAAAUUCCCCAAGAACCUUCUCGCCAUUUCGGAGAAGAGCAACAUCUCCUCAGUGACGGCAUACCUGACUGUGCCGCGGCACCAUCUAGCGAAAGACUGUGCCAACUGCACUCAAGGAAUCGUCAGCAACAAAUCAGCUUUCAGGAGCGUGGAGCUGAAGGCGGUGGCCGCCGCGUGCGUCCUGCUGUACUCGGGUGACGAGGAGCUGCGGGUGCGAGGUCCCAUUCAAAUCAGCCUUCCUCUGGGACGCGACACCCACCUACGCGCCUCCGAUACCGUACCAGCCUGGGCCUUCAACCCCAACACCGGCGCCUGGGAGAACCAGGGCCUCGGAGUAGUGAGAAAUGUGGGCGAUGAACUGGUCUGGACGUACACCGCUUCCCAUCUGGGCUUCUGGAUCGCUGCGCCGUUGCCCCCUUUCAAUGAUUACCCGGGACGCGGAAGCGCAACGGAUUUCCUGGCGUACCACACGUACCCGCUCAUAGGAGUCCUGGGAGGAACGCUGGUGGUGGUCGUCGGGUGCCUGUCCGUGCUGCUGUGUCACUGCGGUGGUUCUCAUCGGGAACGCGGGGGGAGGAGGAGGAGGAGGACGAGGAGAGAGUGCUUUUCCAAACUCACAGUUAUGAAAAAAGACCAAACCACGUCCACCCACAUGGAGGAGGGCUUGUUGUUCCAAUCGGGUGAAAACAGUCUCGCUUCCUGCAGUGUCCAGUGCGAGCCGCUGUCCACGCCAAGGCACAAAGCCAACUACAACAUCUACGUGGAAGAACCGGGAAGUCGCACCGCGGCUCCUCUGUACGAGAACAUCUCUUCGGAUCGCAUCAAAGGCCUCCAGCCGCCGCCUCGCUACGUUAACAGUGACGAGGCCGAGCGGAACCGGGCCAACGUGAACGCCGACAGCUUCUUUCAAGAUAAGCUGGUUCACAUCUAUAACCAACCAGUGGCCAUUAUUCAGGCUCCGGAGCUUUUCAGUGCUCAGGAGCAGCAAUUGUCAGGCUGCAAGUCUGCCACUUUCCCACGCAACGGGUUGGAGUACGAGGCUCACUCUGAGCCGGCAAGUAAAGACAGCUACACCCAGACGUUGCCCAAAGUCCCUCACCACCACUCCCAAGGUGCAAGCGGCGCGCAGCAAACCGACCGAGACGGUCCGCAGCCUCUCGAGACUCCUCCCCAAGGACAAGGUGUAAACCCUGGUGUGUGGGGACGCUACAGUAACCUCCUGGAGUCCUCCGUCUCUGUGCCCGGGACUUUAAAUGAGGCGGCUGGCGUGGAGGCCUUCGGCGGCGGACACGUGCCCGGCGAGCUGCAGGGGAUUUCGGAGCGCACGCUACUCGAGCUGACCCGGGGAAAGUCCUCGUCGUCUCACUCCAGGGCCUGGUUUGUCUCCUUGGAAGGGAAGCCGGCCGCACAGGUUCGCCAUUCCAUCAUCGAACUCCAAAGCCGCCACCGCCCGCCGAGCAGCAACGACACCAGCCUGGACUCGGGGGUGGACAUGAACGAGCCUCAGCAGAGCAUCCGCGAGACGGAGCGCGACAGGCCGUCGGUCAGGGCCGCCUUGCAUCACCACAGCCGCGGGGGGAGAUGCGGCGAGGAGCAGGACCUGAGCAGCAGCGAGAGCGGCACCACCGCUACCUGCACGCCGGAGGACCCUUCGCUGAGGAACAUUUUAGACGGAAGCAGCGGAGCUAUUCCCAAUAUUCCCGAGGAGCGAGACGGGAUGGACACGUCCAGCGCACAGGAGGACAGCGAGUCGAGAGGUACGCCGCCUCCGCGCCGCCUGAGGAAGGUGAGGGAGAAGGGUAAGACUGAAAAGAGGAGUGCCAGGCACGUCCGAGAGGGGAGACCUCUGACCAAGCAAAGUUAGAGCGUGGUUUGUGAUCGUGUACGUCCAGAAAAGCAUUGUAAUUUACCUUUAAAUGUCUCCCGUUAGCCGUUCGACCCAUAUCGAUCCUCAUCGCAUGGCGUCGGAAGUGCUGAGCAGCGGAAAUUUGGUCUUGCCAAAUUAUGUAGGCAUUGUUUUCGUUCAACGUUUGUGCAACUUUGCCAAAGAAUGCAUAAGCUCGAGCUUCAGUAGCCGUUUGUUGAACUCAUUUUCUGCACCAUGUUUUUCCUCACCAUCCCAAAUCUCGAGAUCACCAGCGAGAGUCUUCACAGUGACAUGUCCGUGUAAACGCGUCAUCACAAAGUCCCCAGUUUGCAGGAUGUACACAGAUACAGGUCAGCCUGUAGUGCACUUAUCCUCACCAUAAUGCCUGCUAGAAACAAAACAAGGUACAGACGUUUUCCUGCUUUGCCGUGCUGACGUCGUUUUCAUCAUCCUGACAGCUCUUUCAAAAGAAAAGAAGAAGAUUGUAAUUUGUGACAUAAAUCUGAUUUUAGUGGAAUAAUUUAGCUUCAACUGCCUGUGAAUUGACUCCAAGCUCUGGACACUGAUGGAGUAAAACACUGUUGUACACUGUAAAGCUAAGCUGCCGUUUUAUUACACCUGAUAUUCAAGGUUUUCAUUUCUUUAAGAAUGCACGAUAUUAAAUGUCUGCGCUUGUGUACCAAAAUAAUUUGCAGUUUGUUACCAUUGCCAUAUGAAUGAAUGGUUCAUUUAUUGUUUAUUUUUUUGAAAUGUAGGGGAAAUGUGAGUUUGUCCUACUAAUUGUAAUUUCAUGAGCAUUACAUUAAGAUAUGCUAUAAAAAUGACGUUAAAAACAAAUUACUUUGAAACUAACACAUUUUCACCACGACAAAACUCUGGUAUCUGUAAAAUUCAGCAUUUUCCCGUGCUAUGGUUUUUUCAUGAAAACACGACACAUCAGCAGUCGGUGCCUUGUAGAUUCGCUUUUACCACCAGUUUUCCCUGAAAUGCUGAUGUUAAAAUGAUAUUUACUUGCUGAUCAGGUUGACUAUGAGAUGCAUUUUGAUAUAAGAUAAUAACCUGAAAGAAGAAUUGUGGUUUUUAAAGCAUAUUUCAAAAAUAAUGCCACAUGACAUUAUGCUUCAGCAGCACGGACAGGAAUGCUAGUUAAAAAAAGAAUUUAAAUACGCUCACGUCCUAUACAGCAUAUUUUGAUUUAUUUGAUGGUAUGUUAUUUUUAUUUUAUUCAUUCAGUGUCAUGACAUUACCAUGAAGCUUAGCUGUAAAUGUGUUUGGUCUUGUACUUGUGUACUUUUAGCUAACAUGGUUAGGAGGACAUUGUUUUGCUUUGCCAUAUAAACAUUCUGCUAGCAUUAGCAUUUACCACCAUUCUGUAAAAUACAACGCUGCUGGUCUUCUUAGCUGUAGAGUCUGACUCAAAUAUUCAACAUUUUAAGUCAGUGUGUAAAUAUUACACCAAAAAUAUUACACCAUUGCUCAUUUGCAUUAAAGUCGGGGGGAUAUGACGGUGACAAAACGCUUCCUUUAGCAAUAUUUAACAAUUAAAACAAGUCUGCAGCAACAAAAUAGCAUAUUUAGUCUUCCUUGGUGGUACUAAUGUAAAUUAACUUUGUCAUAUGUAAGCCUUGAUUCCGUAGCCACAUUCACACCACCUUUUUUUAAACAAUUCAAUUGUUUAUUCCAACUUCAGCAGCAAGACUUUUUUCAUUUUUGAAAAGCCAACUAACCCGACUGCCGCCGCCAUUUCUACGUAUUCUCACCGAAUGUGUUUGUAUUGAUUUUGAUGUGUUUCUAUCGUGUGUUUCUCUCCUUUCCAGACACUCAAAUAUCUGGGUUUGUUUCUUUCUACCUUCUUGUGUUUACCUCCAAUGUAAAUGUAGUGUUAUUAGUCUUUUUGUGCACUCAUUUAAUAAAACUACUUUAUACCA
Molecule: messenger RNA, 4553 nt
Organism: Solea senegalensis (Senegalese sole)
Lineage: Eukaryota; Metazoa; Chordata; Actinopteri; Pleuronectiformes; Soleidae
Gene: fam171b
Product: protein FAM171B
Exons: 8
Coding region: 202-2622 (806 amino acids)
Source: RefSeq, a predicted model, not a curated record